AUGGCAAUCCGAUCUGCCUGGUGGAUGCGGGAGCCAGCAACUGGUCGGACGGGCGGUGAAAGCAGGUAUCUUAAUGCAACGACACAUCAUCUGCACCCACAUCAGAGCUGGCCGAACCAAGGCUCAAACGGACUAGCAUUCAAGGAGCUUGAGCGAUUUCUCCGCGAAAACCCCGGAACCCAUUGCUCUGUUUGUAGACUGUCUUACAGCUACGACGCUAGCAAAAAGAGGGCGAAGUGGGGCCGGGACAGGCAGGCCAGAUCUUCGGUAGAGUUAGAGACACUCUUACUGGAGCAGCGGCCCGAGGAAACAUACUGUGCGUUAUAUAUCGUAUCCAGUCUUUCAGCAGAAGCCCUCCAGAUGCUUGGCUUUCAUCUCAAUAUCACACCUCGCUUUUUCAACUUCCCCUAUACAAUUCUGAGUACUGGUGUGCCAGUAAAUGAUUUUGUCUUUUUCGGUCUCCAGGUCAUGGAAAGAUAUGGCCAUAACAAUCUCCCUACAGAAGCCAAGCGCAGCAGCAAUUCUCCGAAGAUGACUUUCCGUACCAAGAGCGGCCAGUCAAGCCAUACCUGGCAUGUGACGCGGAUCAAUGUGGUGUUCAUAAGAAUUCCCCUGGAAAGGUAUGCCGAAGGCUGUGCUUUUACUGUCGCCGGCUACGUUGUGAGCUACCGACUGAUCUUUAAAAGGCCGCGUUAUAAUGGAGUGAUAGUAUUUGACCCUGCCGACCAGGCUUUCGUAGAAGCGCUUCUUGCACUUGCCGCAAAUGUCGAGGAGGAGCUCCCGGGGCUUGAAGAGCAUAAACUUGGGCUGUGCGAUAUUCUAACCAAGGUAUUCUAUAUCAUCAGUUUUACCUGGGGCUGUUUCCUCGAGGAAUUGGAAGAACAUCUCGACGUCCUGAACCAAAAGUGCGUAGAAGAGGAGCUCUCGCCCGAUGACCAGCUCAUCUACACCCGUGAAUUACAUAGACUGGUGCCGCUGUUUGGCGAAUCGCGUCGACGCAUCCUCGCGGUGAAAGACACAAUUCAGCAAAUGCUGGGCCAUCCCUUCUUCACCAGCGUCAACGCCCACCAGUCAAUGACCGCGUACCUUCAUAAGACAACGGCUGCGCUAGAUGAUUAUAAGACACGGUCGCUUGAGCUCUCGGAACAGACUAAUAACUUGAUCAGCCUGAUUUUCAACAUCGCAACGCUUCAGGAUACUCGAGUCGCUGUGGAAGAGAGCCACGCAGCGAACGUAUUGGCGGCGAGCAUCCGCCGCGUCACGGUCCUAACCUUCAUUUACCUACCAUUAAUGCUUUCAGCAUCAGUAUUUGGCAUGAACGUGUUCGAGAUCACUGAAGACAAGUCCAACCACUCUAUCUGGAUUUUUGUUGUAGUGUCUGCCGUUCUUAUGCUUUUUACUGUUUUAACUUGGACCACUUGGUCAAGGGUGACUGACGAUAAGCAACGCCGAAGAGAUCUGAGAACUAGUCUGAAUGCCGGGAACCUCGAAGCUUAG
Letharia columbiana is the source of this 1497-nucleotide messenger RNA. RefSeq lists its product as uncharacterized. Bases 1 to 1497 code for a protein of 498 amino acids. Gene Ontology annotation, biological process: transmembrane transport; metal ion transport. The record is from RefSeq and is a predicted model, not a curated record. The transcript is spliced from 8 exons. Gene Ontology annotation, molecular function: metal ion transmembrane transporter activity. Gene Ontology annotation, cellular component: membrane. Lineage: Eukaryota; Fungi; Ascomycota; Lecanoromycetes; Lecanorales; Parmeliaceae.